ACCAGACUGGAGACUCUUCUGAACCUGAGACUGAUGACAGUGCUGAUUGGAAGGAGACCAGAGAACCUCAGUCAGCUUUAAACUCUCUGAAACACGAUUCAAGACGUAAGAAAACAUUCAGCUGCUCGGAGUGUGGGAGAAGAUUUGGCCGCAUGACAGAGCUGAAGAGUCACAUGAUAACUCACACAGGAGAGAAACCUUUCAAGUGCUCAGUCUGUAAGAAAUCUUUUAAACAGAGAUGUGAUUUACAGAAACACGAGAGAAUCCACACAGGAGAGAAACCUUACAGCUGCUCAGUCUGUAAGAAAUCUUUUACACAGAAUGGUGAUUUACAGAAACACGCAAGAAUCCAUACAGGAGAAAAACCUUACAGCUGCUCAGUCUGUAAGAAAGCUUUUACACAGAGGGGAGAUUUACAGAAACACAUGAGAAUCCACACAGGAGAGAAACCUUUUAGCUGCUCAGUUUGUAAGAAAUCUUUUACACAGAGUGAAAAUUUACGGUCACACAUGAGAACUCACACAGGAGAAAAACCUUUCAGCUGCUCAGUCUGUAAGAAAUCUUUUACACAUAGUGGAGAUUUACAGAGACACAUGAGAAUCCACACAGGAGAAAAACCUUUCAGCUGCUCUAAGUGUAAGAAA
Perca fluviatilis (European perch) is the source of this 644-nucleotide messenger RNA. Its product is annotated as gastrula zinc finger protein XlCGF57.1-like. The annotation marks the transcript as partial. Gene Ontology annotation, biological process: regulation of transcription by RNA polymerase II. Gene Ontology annotation, molecular function: RNA polymerase II cis-regulatory region sequence-specific DNA binding; DNA-binding transcription factor activity. The transcript has a single exon. NCBI's taxonomy places the organism in Eukaryota, Metazoa, Chordata, Actinopteri, Perciformes, Percidae. The record is from RefSeq and is a predicted model, not a curated record.